GUUUACCGCCAUGAUCUGACUUGUCGAAACAUCAAUAUUCAUCGUAUUCGUGCGAGGUGGAUUAGCGAGCGAAUGCUUCGUGCGUGCGAUUGUUUAACGUGCAUAAAUUUACGUUAUGGAAUGGCAUAAUACAUCGUCGACCGAGGAAUACGGCCGUCGCCGUAUACUACGAAAGCCUACUGGUCGGCCAGUUAGAACGGCCCGAUGUUAACCUGCGUCGAAGCGAACCCAAGAGAGGAACCACGUAUCGACGAUCGUUUUCCUCUUCCACCAAACAUGUGAGCCCUUUCCUGGAUCUGCAUCUUGCAACGCCACGCACCAUACACAAGGAAAAACAGAAAUCUGCAUAUACACAUACACAAAUAUACGUGUAUUUAUAUGUAUGUACAUAUUAGAUGAAUGCAAUACUGUAAAUAAUGGUGUUUUGGGCCGUCGUCUAUUCGCUGGCGAUCUUCCUGCGCUUCGGUUUCCUACAAGCAAAGCCAGAGUCACAGGGUUACUGCGCUCCCUACAGCGGCAGGAUAUGCAAGAAGUACCUCAGCGGCAUUGGGAAGGUCUGGUUUAAUGAUUCCAACGAUAAUCCUGGGGGAUGGCUGAACGAGAAGAUCACAGCGAAUCUCUGGGAGGAGCUGAUAGAGACCCUGCUGGAGCCAUGUCGCUCAGCUGCAGAGAAAAUGCUCUGCAUGUAUGCAUUUCCAUUGUGCCACGAAUCAACGGGCCUGCCACUCUGCUAUGAGGACUGCAUGGCUGUACGGCACCAGUUCUGCUUCAAUGACUGGGCGAUUAUCGAGGACAACAAGCAGAGAGACAUCUACAUUCGCUCGCGUGGGCACUUUGUGUUACCAGAAUGCGAGAGUUUGCCCAAGGUGAACAAGGAGAUGCCCACCUGUUCACACGUGCAUUUGACCGACAUGGACGAGGAGGUUGUCACCUACGAUUGUAUCAGAGGCAACGGUAGAUUCUACAUGGGGAAGGUCAACAAGACCAAAUUUGGCCUGGACUGCCAGUCGUGGAGUGCGCAGAUGCCGCACAGCCACGACAAACCACCCGACGUCUUCCCACAGAUUCGUCACGGUGAGAAUUACUGUAGAAACGCAGGCGGCGACGAACCGAUGCCGUGGUGCUUCACGACCGAUCCCUCAAUACGCUGGCAACAUUGCGAUAUCCCCGUAUGUGAUAAUGUUACAACUAAAGUGGAGAUCGAACCAAAAGACAUAAUGAUAAUGAUGGACACCUUAUUUAAUAACACACUGGUACUCAUACUGUUAGCAUUGGGCUUUAUAAUUGUGGCCGGUGCGCUAUUAUCUAUUCUGCUGAGUCAAAGGCUACACAAACGUCAUCGAGGCUACAAUCCGACUGAUAAUCAGGACGUGAACAUCGAUCUGGACAAGUUGCCAAGCAACGAGGCAUAUCACAAAACGAGCGCGCAGCUGAAUCCCAAGUUAGAGAAGCUAGAGUUUCCGCGGAACAACAUUAUCUAUGUGCGGGAUCUGGGACAGGGCGCAUUCGGGCGCGUUUUCCAGGCGAAGGCGCCGGGGCUGGUCGCGGGCGAGGAGUUCACGAACGUUGCCGUGAAGAUGCUGAAGGAGGAAGCGUCGGACGAUCUGCUACGGGAUUUCGAGCGGGAGGCGUGCCUGCUCGCCGAGUUUGAUCACCCGAACAUCGUCAAGCUGCUGGGCGUAUGUGCACUUGGCCGGCCAAUGUGUCUGCUGUUCGAGUACAUGGGCCGCGGCGAUCUCAACGAGUUUCUGCGCUCUUGUUCACCCAACUACGUGAUUCGCGUGCCCAGCGCGACAGAUGAGAACGGCCACCCGACCGCGGGCGAACCCUCGCGGCUCUCGCACAUGGACCUGAUUAACAUCGCGGUACAAGUUGCGUCUGGUAUGGUGUACCUGUCCGACCGAAAGUUCGUUCAUCGCGACCUGGCGACGCGCAACUGCCUGAUAAACGACCAGAUGAUCGUUAAGAUUGCCGACUUCGGCCUAUCGCAGAAGAUAUAUCUGCAAGAUUAUUAUAAAGGAGACGAGCAGGACGCCAUCCCCGUCAGAUGGAUGCCGCUGGAGAGCAUACUCUACAACAAGUACACCGUCGAAUCGGACGUGUGGGCGUUUGCUGUCUGUCUCUGGGAGAUUUUCAGCUUCGCGUUGCAGCCGUACUAUGGGAUGACACACGAGGAGGUGGUCAAGUACAUCAAGGAGGGUAACGUGCUUCGCUGCCCGGACAAUACGCCCCAGUCGAUUUAUGAACUGAUGAAACUCUGCUGGAACAGGCGGCCGUCCGACCGGCCGACUUUCCGCACGAUCUAUCAGACCCUCGACGGCAUCAGACAGGAUCUGGAGGCGGAAUGCAAGUCGGACAGCGUUCCGCUACGCAUUCGCGUGUGAACGUAAAUGAUAACGGUAAUAAUUGAUAUUUCUCUCUUUCACACAAAGACACACAGCGUAAAAUUUGUGCAAUUUAAGAGCAGAAAGAAAGAAGUGUUUUUAUUUUUUUCAAAAAUGCCUCUUUUGAAUGAUUUUGCUCUGGCUUGGACAAAUUUUACUCUGUACGACGAUCAAUUAAGAGUAAGGUACGUUACUGCACUUAUCACUUACUCUUCAAUUAAAUUUCCAGCUAAGUAACUUUGUAUUGUGUAUCAUGAGUGUGAUGUGGAAUACCUGCCUUCUUAGUUGGAUGCGCCUCGAUACUGAAUCUGUUGUCACAGUUGCAAGAAAAGGUGACAAAAAGGACCAAUAUAUAAAACAGAGGCGCGAUAUUUCACUUUCUAUUUCUCGAGAAAUAGAUGCAUCUAUGUCGGUAUGCAAUACUGCUGACUUAUCUUCCUGGAUAUUUUUCCGAAUUAGCUCGAGAAGAUUUUUACGCUUGUUUCUAUUUAUCGCUCAAUAAACUUCCGAUUAUCUCUAAUUAGGACUGUCACUUUUCGCUACAGCUUUCAGAAACUUUAAUAUUAUUAGUUGCUCGUUUUUUGCUACUACAAAUUUACAAAGGCUUAAGUAAGUGUAAGUCUUUAAAAGUAUGCAAAUUAUUUUAUUUUUUAUUAAAUAUUCUCUUUUUUGCCUCUUGUCAGACGUGUGAUGAUCUCUCGUCGUGUUUCUGUGACAUUUUUAAAAAAGAUUUUUUUACAGUUUACACUAGUGUAAAUUUUUUGAAAUAAUAAAAUGAAAGGAAAAAAUGUGACUUUUCUUUCUCUUUUAAGGCGCGAAUUCAUGCAGCGAGAAAUCGCUGGCGACUUGGGACUUUAACGUCAGUUAAAGGUUAAUAAUUGCAGAGAAAUAAUUAUUGUUUGUAAUAAAAAUUGAAGAGUAAUGAAUAAAAA
Messenger RNA from Monomorium pharaonis (pharaoh ant), 3316 nucleotides. RefSeq names its product tyrosine-protein kinase transmembrane receptor Ror2 (gene Nrk). Gene Ontology annotation, biological process: positive regulation of kinase activity; cell surface receptor protein tyrosine kinase signaling pathway; multicellular organism development. Bases 417 to 2384 code for a protein of 655 amino acids. Gene Ontology annotation, molecular function: transmembrane receptor protein tyrosine kinase activity; ATP binding; protein binding. The record is from RefSeq and is a predicted model, not a curated record. Gene Ontology annotation, cellular component: signaling receptor complex. Lineage: Eukaryota; Metazoa; Arthropoda; Insecta; Hymenoptera; Formicidae. The transcript has 7 exons.